CCAGACGCGCAUUGCGAGCAACCAGUUGCGGCGAUGAACAAGUCAGCGAGCGCACAAAGAACAAAGCUAGAAAAAAAGAAUCAAAAAAUUGGUAAAAAGUAAAACACGCGGCACGCGGCUAAGAAUAACUAAAAACAUAAGAACAAUAAAAAGUGCUUUAUCAGCAAGCGACAGUUUAAUUUUUUUCUUUAUUUAAAAGGAGCUCCUCUGGAAAUUGAGACAAACAUCUCGUGAAAAAAGCGCAUUCUUACAUUAAGAAGCCAUAUAGAAAAUAAAAUGGAGAACGUGAGAACUUUCUUUUCUGGACAAAACAAAGAUGGAACUUUGACAAAUAAUCAGCGAAACGGUGGAUUAAAUCCGUUUACUGGGCGCAUCGUGCCUGCCGGCAUAGGCAGCGGACUGCAAGGCAAUAUGAGCCCACAUAGUGAUGGAGUGGAUGUUAAAACUCAUCACGAAGUCAAGCGGAAAGAUAGCGACAGUUAUUUCUAUAUAAUGUGGCGCUCGUAAAUCGCAUCAUUAGUUGACUAGACUCCAACGCAACUUUUUAUUCUAAAGUUACCUGCAAUCAACUUACACAACAUCUGUAAACACAUCCAUAUAUAAUAUAUGUACUUAUAUAUUAAAUUAAAAUAAUUUAUUAUAUAGAUACAUGUAUGUAUGUAAAUUUAUAAGUUGCAUACAAUUUUAUAUGCUAGUGAUAUUAGUUUUAGAAAAACAAAAUUUUUUUACGACAUUUGCAUUUACACAUCAAGAACUAUCAGGGAAUAGAAGAAAUUCCAGCUGAAAUGUUGGUACAUGGUAUUCCUGUCCUUGUACAAAUGGAUUCACUUGAUUUAUUGAUUAUCUUUUGUUGGCUAAUUUGUGCUAUCCUAUUCCUUCCAAUCUUAUUCAUUCUAUGCGUUUACUUACCUGAAUUACCUGUUAGAUAUAUAAAACACAUCCGAUCAAUGAGUUAAAAAUAUGCUUGUGUAUACAAAUCUACAACUGUAUUUAAAUGUAAGCAAUUAAUUAUUAAAUUUUGUAUAGUAUUGUCUACUAAAUAAGUUUUAAUGCGACUUGUAUUGCAAUAAAUAUCUAUGGAAAUCACAAAA
Molecule: messenger RNA, 1091 nt
Organism: Anastrepha obliqua
Lineage: Eukaryota; Metazoa; Arthropoda; Insecta; Diptera; Tephritidae
Exons: 3
Coding region: 277-507 (76 amino acids)
Source: RefSeq, a predicted model, not a curated record